Lachancea nothofagi CBS 11611 is the source of this 2307-nucleotide messenger RNA. The record is from the annotation of a GenBank genome assembly. Lineage: Eukaryota; Fungi; Ascomycota; Saccharomycetes; Saccharomycetales; Saccharomycetaceae.
AUGGUUCAAUCGUCCGUCCUAGGUUUCCCAAGAAUUGGUGCCAACAGAGAACUAAAGAAGACCACCGAAGCCUACUGGCAAGGUAAGGUCGGCGUUGAGCAAUUGCUCAAGGUCGGUAAAGACAUCAGAGCUAACAACUGGAAGUUGCAACAACAAGCCGGUGUCGAUGUGAUUGCCUCCAAUGACUUCUCGUACUACGACCAAGUCUUGGACUUGUCUAUGCUAUUCAACGUCAUCCCAGAACGUUACGCUAAGUACAACUUGGCCCCAAUUGACACUUUCUUCGCCAUGGGUAGAGGUUUGCAAAGAAAGGCCACCGAGACCGAGGCUGCCGUCGAUGUGACUGCCUUGGAAAUGGUGAAAUGGUUCGACUCUAACUACCACUACGUCAGACCAACCUUCUCCCACUCGACCCAAUUCAAGUUGAACGGUCAGAAGCCAGUUGACGAAUAUUUGGAAGCCAAGGCCCUUGGAGUUCAAACCAGACCUGUCCUUUUGGGUCCUAUCUCUUACUUGACCUUGGGUAAGGCCGACAAGGACUCUUUGGACUUGGAACCAUUGUCUUUGCUACAAAAGUUGAUCCCACUUUACGCUGAGAUCUUGAAGAAGUUGGCUGAAGCUGGUGCCACCUCCGUCCAAUUGGACGAACCAGUUUUGGUUUUGGACUUGGACGAAAAAGUUCAAGCCGCUUUUAAGACCGCUUACGAAUCCUUGGCUUCUCAAUCCGGCUUGCCAGCCAUCACUCUAGCUUCUUACUUCGGUACCGUUGUUCCAAACUUGAGCGCCAUCAAAGGCUUGCCAGUCGCCGGUUUCCACUUCGACUUUGUCAGAAACCCAGAGCAAUUGGACGAUGUUAUCUCCAUUUUGAACGACAACCAGACUUUGUCUGCCGGUGUCGUUGACGGUAGAAACAUUUGGAAGAACGACUUCGCCAAGUCUUCUGCCAUUGUUCAAAAAGCUAUCAAAAAGUUGGGUAAGGACAGAGUUAUUGUUGCUACUUCUUCUACUUUGCUACACACUCCAGUUGACUUGGAGAACGAAAAGAAGUUGAACCCUGAAAUCAAGGACUGGUUCUCUUUCGCUACUCAAAAGGUCAAGGAGGUUGUCAUUAUCGCCAAGAACGUUUCUGGCGAGGACGUCUCCGCCGAAUUGAAGGCUAAUGCCAAAUCCAUCUCCACCAGAGCCUCCUCUAACAUCACUAACAACCCAGCUGUCCAAAAGAGAGUUGCUGCUAUUGACGAAAAAAUGUCUAAGCGUUCUUCUCCUUUCCAAGAAAGAUUGGCUGAGCAACAAAAGGCUUUCAACUUGCCAUUGUUCCCAACAACCACCAUUGGUUCUUUCCCACAAACCAAGGACAUCAGAGUCAACAGAAACAAGUUUGUCAAGGGAACUAUCACUCCUGAGGAGUACGAAAAAUUCAUCAACGCUGAAAUCGAAACUGUCAUCAGAUUCCAAGAAGAGAUCGGCCUAGAUGUCUUGGUUCACGGUGAACCAGAAAGAAACGAUAUGGUUCAAUACUUCGGUGAACAAAUCGAUGGUUACACCUUCACCACUAACGGUUGGGUUCAAUCUUACGGUUCCAGAUACGUCAGACCACCUAUUAUUGUUGGUGACUUGUCUAGACCUAAGCCAAUGUCCGUCAAGGAAUCUGUCUACGCUCAAUCCAUCACUACCAAGCCAUGCAAGGGUAUGUUGACAGGUCCAGUUACCUGUUUGAGAUGGUCUUUCCCAAGAGACGAUGUUGACCAAAAGACUCAAUCUCUACAAUUGGCUCUAGCCUUGAGAGACGAAGUUAACGACUUGGAUGCCGCUGGUAUCAAGAUCAUCCAAGUUGACGAACCUGCUUUGAGAGAAGGUUUGCCAUUGAGAGCCGGUGAAGCCCGUACUGCUUACUUGCAAUGGGCCGCUGAAUCUUUCAGAAUCGCCACUUCUGGUGUCCCUAACGGUACUCAAAUCCACUCGCACUUCUGUUACUCAGACUUGGACCCUAACCACAUCAAGGCUCUAGACGCCGAUGUCGUUUCGAUCGAGUACUCUAAGAAGGACGACCCUAACUACAUUGCUGAAUUUUUGAACUACCCAAACCACAUUGGUCUAGGUUUGUUUGACAUUCACUCCCCAAGAGUUCCAUCCACUGAGGAAUUCAACACCAAGAUCUCCAAGAUUUUGGAAUCGUACCCAGCCGAAAAGUUCUGGGUCAACCCUGACUGUGGUUUGAAGACCAGAGGCUGGGAAGAAACCAAGUUGUCCUUGACUCACAUGGUUGAGUCUGCCAAGCACUUCCGUGAGAAGUACGCCAAGAAAUAA